GCCAACCGUCCGGGCUCCGCGGCCAACAACGUGCCGGGUCAGCCCCAGGCGCAAACCAGCCUGCCGCCGCUGCAGGCCCAGCAGGCCCAGCAGGGUUUCGGCGGGUACCCACAGCUGGGACCCCAAUACGGGGCCGGACUGGGCUCCCUGGGCGCGCACCAGGGUGGCGCGGGAUCGCAGAGCCAUCACCAGGCCAGCGGCUAUGGGAACUACGGGGGCGCGGCCGGGUUCGCGAACUACUACGGUAACAGCGGCCGCGGCGGCUGGGCAGGCAACUAUACUCAUUAAAGGGGAUCCAGGCGUUGAAGUUCUCUGAUCAUCACUAUUCGUUUUGUUCCGGAUGAUGAAAUCUGUUGAUUCGCUUUAUCACUUUUUUUUUUAUUCAAUGAGGAUGGCCAGCUGGGAUGAAAACAAAAUCAUUUAUAUCAUUUUCUUUUUUUUCCCUGCUCUGCGAUGUUCCCCUUGGUGCUUUUAUCUUUUAUCCUUACUCUGUCUUUCCAUUUCCAUCAAACUUGUUCCAUGUGUAAUCUCUACUCUCUAUGGGGGAACUUGGCUGGUGUCGUUUUCGUUUUCUUUUUCUUUUUUCUUUUUUUCUUUUUUUUUUCUUUCCCUUGGGAAAUAUGGUCUCUCCCGGAUUUGCGUUUUCACGAAGCUGUACUGAACUGAGCAAAAAAACCAGAAUUUGAUUUUUUUCCUCAUUUUACACGGCCGACGACGAUUUUCAUUUUGCCUUUUUCUCUGUCGUUCUCGUCUUGUCUCGUUCAUGGUCUUGCCUUGCAUAUCCUUUUCCGCUUCCUGUGUAUUACAUAUUUGGGUUCAGUUGGGAACAAACUCCAUGCGUUUGACUGGGUUAGGGACGGAUGGGAAUGGAACGGAAUGGAAUGGACUGGGAUGGGAAUGGGGAAAAUGCAAAGAAUUGACUUGGGAUGGUGUUAUAUAUGAUCUCGUAGUUAUAAGACUUGGUGUAGUCCCAGGAAGGGAAGGAUGUACUGAUAAUAUAAAUUGCCAGUCUUCAUAUCAAGAACGCCACAUUAGUAUACAAC
This is a messenger RNA of Aspergillus candidus, 1043 nucleotides long. RefSeq lists its product as uncharacterized. The transcript has a single exon. Lineage: Eukaryota; Fungi; Ascomycota; Eurotiomycetes; Eurotiales; Aspergillaceae. The coding region runs from base 341 to 661 and encodes 106 amino acids. The record is from RefSeq and is a predicted model, not a curated record.